Messenger RNA from Ostreobium quekettii, 458 nucleotides. The record is from the annotation of a GenBank genome assembly. Lineage: Eukaryota; Viridiplantae; Chlorophyta; Ulvophyceae; Bryopsidales; Ostreobiaceae.
GCGACCUGUCCACCGUUUCACGUGACAGUGCCAACGCCCUGUCCUUCCAGUUCGAGGCGCCUCUAAAGGAGUUCACCCGCAUGAUGAAGUCAGUGCGGGCGGUGAUGGUGGACCGCACCAACGCGCUGUCCAUCCUCCAACAGGCCAAGGCGGACUUGGACGCUAAGCGUGUGAAGAUGAACAAGCUGAGGGGCACACCAGGGAUCAAGGAGGAGAAGGUGUUGGAGGCAGAACGUGAGCGAGACCAGGCGGACCUGAGGCUGAAGAACGCCAAGGCUGCCUACGAGACAAUUGUGGAGCGCAUGAACGAGGAGCUUGCGAGAUUCCAGAAGGAGCGGGCCGUGGAGAUGUCGCAGGUGCUGAGGGACUUCGCCCUGUCUCAGGCGCAGCUGGCGAGCGAGACAGCAAGGGCGUGGAGCUCUCUCGUCACCGAGUUGCAGCCUGCAGCCCCGGCUUGA